Molecule: messenger RNA, 11720 nt
Organism: Hylaeus volcanicus
Lineage: Eukaryota; Metazoa; Arthropoda; Insecta; Hymenoptera; Colletidae
Gene: Hr3
Product: probable nuclear hormone receptor HR3
Exons: 9
Coding region: 3178-5118 (646 amino acids)
Biological process (GO): regulation of transcription by RNA polymerase II
Cellular component (GO): nucleus
Molecular function (GO): zinc ion binding; RNA polymerase II cis-regulatory region sequence-specific DNA binding; nuclear receptor activity
Source: RefSeq, a predicted model, not a curated record
AACAUUCCGAUAUAUUUCGGGGUAAUUUCCGCGAGGGAUGCGUACACAGAAAAAAUCGUCGUGAAACAGGGAUCGAAGAGAGUCGGGAACGGGAACGGGAACAGUAGUCACCGUUUACCAGGGGACGUCGGAUACGUGCGGCAAUCGAGGGUGAACGUAAGCUGUAUGAAUCGGUGCGAUCCGGGCGGGGUGGUAGCAAAGGGUGGCUCAACAAAGACUGCCAUCUGGUGACGGUCGCUUCAAGUUCGAGCCACUGCUUCCCCGUGAAGUACACAGCCGAAACGAGACGUUCGGCACCGAAACGACAUCACCGCGAGCCUUUUUUCGUGGGAUCGGGGCGAUAGCUUGUUCACGUUGCGGUACAUCCGCCAAACGAUCGCGUGUGAACCGAGUCGUGCGCGAUUUACGCGGUAUCGGGGGUGCGUAAACGUAAGGAGCGAGCACACGGAACGAUCACGCAUCGACGAGCCACAGGAUGACGGAGACGACGACAGUGACGUAAAGCCCACGAGGCCAAGUGGAUCCCCGAUUGGUGACCCGACUUGUUUCUUUUUUUUGCUUUCGUGCACGUACACGGGAGUGAUCCAUGGCCGAAAUUCGGUCGUUGAGGCUCGAUUGAGCCGCGCGAUCGUGCGAUCGCUCGAAAGUGUGGAAAUUAGGCGGAUCCUGUGCGUUCCCGGAUAACAAUGAUCUAUGUCGAGGGAAUACCGUUGGAGCGUGCGAUGAAUCCUCGCAGUGGUUCCGUUCGCGAUCGCCCCCAGCUCGGGAAAAGGUGUUUGGUCGAUGACUGAACCUCUCCCGGAUCUCGAAGACUCUCGUGGCAUCGUUUCACGCGCAGGAGGCGGCCAAUAAUCUCGUCCUGGUUAUCUCGUCGAUGACAGCUAGCUCCCGUAGGAUGUAAGCGUUCCGAAAGAAACGGCGAAGGGACUGUCGAAAUGUGAAGGAACAGGGGUUGGUGAAGAACGCGGGUUUCGAAUCGCUCCGCUGGACGAUACCGUGUUGAACAACGGCUGAAUAUCGACCGAAGGCCGCGGCUACCGAAUUAGUUGUGGCGAAGGUCGCGGAUAAACGCGUGCAAUUCGGUCCCAGUGAGUGCGUUUCCGCUUCCAGAUCGGUUGCUCGGAAGAUUAUUGACGUUUGCCGCGGGUUCGCAACCUCCAAUUAGCCAUCCCCGAGGUUAAUCGCGCUCGAGUGCUCGGGGUAUCCGCGAUAACGUUCUGUCCGAUCCCUGCGACGUUGUGCGUCGUCAAGGAGAUGAUUGCAGCGUUGGUCAGACACGAUUCGGUGAACACGGACGAUUAGUGCGUCGGGAUUAACGAAGAGGAACUUUGAAACCGAGAGUGCGCACCGGACUCCCUCGAAGAACAGUUCUCUGAACGAGACCUACUGACCUAUCGACUCGACGCCACGGCUACCCUACUCUUCCUCCUCCACCACGGUUGCCACUUUUUUUUUUUUUCGUUACUUACACCCCUGUGGAACACGCAUCGAAUCGUUCAGCUGUAAUCGACGAAUCGGAGGACAGCGACCGUUGGAGGAAGUGUGUGGCGUUAGGCAGGCGACGUGGCUGCGCGUACGAACGCGCGGGUGAAUCGAAGAGAGUCGUUCUUUGAACGAGACCCACUGACCUAUCGACUCGCCGCCCUCCGCUCCUACCCCCUGGGGUCUUUCCGUUUCUCGCCCACCCUACUUUCCGCCUUUGCUUCCCUUCGUGUGUAUGUGUGUUUACUGGCGUGCCGCGUCGUGGGACGUUUCGUGAUUCCCGUUUUCGUGUGGAUACUCCAGGGGUAACUGCUCGAAGACGACGGGGGUUGUUCGAUAUAUCGACUGCACAUUUACAAGACAAACGAGUGCCUAAGUAUCCGCGAUCAGUGCUCUAACUUAAACGUGUUCCAUUCGCACAAUCCCCUCGUCGCCUUUCACCCUCGGUGACUUUCUCUACUUCUGUUUUUUAUUUAGCGUUUACCGCCACUGUAUCGGUGUUCAGGGUAUCCCUCGCUCGUUCUCGACCUCGUCGUCGAGCGCUGAUCGGGCGUCGAGAAUACACGGUGAAGAGUGCCUAAAAUUUUAUGCCUUCUCGACUGAUUAUAUUGAUACGCGAUCGGAAUCGUCGUCGCAUCUCUCGCUCCCGCGCUUCGUUCUUUUUCGCGUUUCCUUCUUCUUCCUUUCUGUCGGAAGCGAUCGUUUGAUCGUUGAGCUCUUUACGCGGAGACGCGACAAACAGUGCCUCAGAUUAUUAUCUCUCGACUGAUCGACGGAGAAACUGUACGAAUCGUAAUCAUCCCUCGUACACCUCGACUUUUCGCUUCUUCUUCGGGGGCGUAUCCGAAUUUCGUUCGCCUUGCUCCCUCUCUGUUUCGAGAGAUCCGAGUAGCACCUCGUUUUUCUAACUCACCCAGUAGGUCAGGGUAACGUUCGAUAUCUCUCUUCCUCUUCGGAGUUUCCAUCGUCGUCCAACAUCCACGGAGACAUCCCUUUCCUAGAUCAUCCCGAACAGCCCGAGGACAAUCGUCGAUUGGUAAUCGCAGACUGAUAACGACCGUGAGUCGAACGAUCACACCAAGGUCGCCUAAUGAUUGGUCGAUCGGCCACAGGAGCAUUUGUCGAUUCGAUAGGACGCAGGAAGUCAACGUUUCCUCUCCCACCCGUUGCCAAACGAAUCGUCGAACUUUUACCAGGUCGAUCGAACGAACGCUAGCAGUCUCGACAGUGCAUCUUUAAUUUCGCCAGCUGGAAGAGAUGGAAUUCAGAUCGCGAUCCAGGAGCGUUGCAAUGCCCGUUGACGUCACGAAGGAUCCCAUGGCGAUCAUCGAGGAAUUUUCUCCUUGUAAAAGCGUGGCUUGCAGGUGCUGACCGUCGACAAUGAUUGUCUGAUCGUAGAGUUAACGUGGCACGAAGGAGGAACGGGGGUAUUAACAUUAGCAAUAAUAAGAAGAGGAUAGACACUAUAUCUAAGACAACACAGGAACCUUUCAGGAUAACGUUAAGCGUUUACGAGUAAACGGUGUUAUCGUUGAUUAAUUUCGCAGUGAGAUCGAAGGCGUUCGAUUCGAUUCGUUCGUCGUCUCCUCGCGGAGUCUGCCACGAUCGUAAAUAGCGAUCGAGGGAUCGCAACGUUCGAGUGAGAAAAAUGCCGAUGAAAUAAACUGAAAUCGAGGACAAACGUAAUCGCGAAAAAUGGCGGAAAGCGCUGCGAGUCCGGGUUCCGUGGUGGCCGCGAACAGUCCGCAGCAACAACAGCAAUCUCAACCACCGCAACAACAACAACAAACGCAACAGACACCACAACCGCCGGAUAUAAGCAGUUCGCAGCUGGCGUCUCCACCAAUCACGGGCACAGGUACGAAUAGGAAACGGUCGAGAUCUUCCGCCCAGAUCGAAAUAAUCCCGUGCAAGGUGUGCGGCGACAAGAGCAGCGGCGUCCAUUAUGGCGUGAUCACCUGCGAGGGUUGCAAAGGCUUCUUCAGGCGGUCCCAGUCGUCGGUCGUCAACUAUCAAUGUCCGCGGAGCAAGAAUUGCGUGGUCGACCGUGUAAACAGAAACCGGUGCCAAUACUGUCGGUUGCAAAAGUGCCUACGCCUCGGCAUGUCCAGAGAUGCCGUUAAAUUCGGACGCAUGUCGAAGAAGCAGAGGGAGAAGGUCGAGGACGAAGUUAGGUUCCACAGGGCACAAAUGAGAGCGGCCUCCGAGACGGCGCCCGAUAGCAGCGUGUUUGAACAUCAGACCCCAAGCAGUUCGGAUCAACAUCACCCCUACAACGGAGGAUACACAUAUGGAGGUAGUGAAUACGCUUCUCCCGGUCCCGGAACUGGCGGAUCGGGUUAUUACAAUCAUCAGGCGAUGACGAACUACGAGCUUAGCGCCGAUUACGUCGACAGCACGACGACCUAUGACCCGCGACCGACGCAGACGCAGGUCGCGGACACUGUCGCCCCUGAUACGCCCUCCGCUGUCACCGCGACUGGGGUACUUCCCAGCGUGGUCACCACCGGGAAGUCGCUGUCCGCAUCGACGACCGGAAGCAGCACGGGUGGUAGUGGUGGAGGUAGUAGCGGAGGCGGUGGUGGCGGUGGUAACGGUGGUGGAUCCGGUGGUGGUGGCUCGGGUGGUGGAGGGAGCGGUUCUGGCACCGCUGGUGGUGCGACCGCCACCGGCGGCGGGGGCGGCGGUGCCGGUUCUUUGAGCGGGGGUGGAAUCGUUGCUGUGAAGCAAGAGACCACCGUCGAACUCGCCAGCCUGGGCCAUGGCUCGUACACGAUGGUCGACUCGACGACCUUUCUGAGCAGUCAGCAACAGAGGGUCAGCAAUCCAUCCGAGGACGACGAAGUGCCGAGUCUGCCCAGUAUGUCCCAUGCGAGAUAUCCUGCACAGAUCAGCGAGCUACUCUCAAAAACGAUAGCGGAUGCACACGCAAGAACGUGUCUGCUGUCGACGGAAGAGAUCCAGGAGUCUUUCCGGAAGCCCCACGACCUCUCCAGAUUGAUCUACUACAAGAACAUGGCGCACGAGCAGCUGUGGCUCGAGUGCGCCCAAAAACUAACCACCGUUAUCCAGCAGAUCAUCGAGUUCGCCAAGAUGGUUCCUGGAUUCAUGAAGCUCUCCCAGGACGACCAGAUUGUUCUAUUAAAGGCUGGUUCCUUCGAGUUGGCUGUGCUACGUAUGAGCAGGUACCUUGAUCUUCAGCAGAAUUGUGUCCUCUACGGUGACACUAUGUUGCCACAGGACGCGUUUUAUACGACGGACACGGCGGAAAUGAAGCUCGUUUCUUGCGUGUUCGAAUUGGCCAGGAGUAUUGCCGAAUUGAAGCUCACGGAAACGGAGCUGGCGCUUUACAGCGCAGCGGUUCUGUUUAGUCCCGAUCGGCCGGGACUGAAAGGACUGGCGGAAAUCACGAGACUGUCACAGGCGGUAAUCAGGGCGCUGAGGUCGGAACUCGACCGUAAUCACGUGUCGCCGAUAAAAGGCGACGUGACGGUGUGCGACGCGAUCCUGGCGAAGAUCCCCCAGCUGCGGGAGAUCUCUCUGCUGCACAUGGACGCCCUCGCCAAGCUGAAACGGUCGCAGCCGCACCUCGACUUUCCGGCCCUCCACAAAGAGCUUUUCAGCGUCGACAGCUGAACGAUCGACGCGGCGCAGGGCGUCCCGACGCUGACGAACAAAGCGGUACGCGAGUAGCGCCGGGCCUUGCUCUGUCAAGGAAAGAAUCGUCAGUCGCGAUAUCCACAGUGAAAAAACGAUGAAUCGUUAAAGAAUCGUCGCCCAAUGCUUGGGAAUGGAGCCGAUUCGACUCGAAAUUAAGGUUUCACCGACGAACAAAUUCCUGUAAACUCCUCGAGGUGAAGGAUACGUUCCACUUGGUCUGACCAUGCCGGGAGCCAUCUACUUGCGUUCUUUUGGCCUCGAUCGACGAGACGUCGCGUCCGCGGGUGACGCCGCAGCGGAGGGAGGAAAAUAUUAAUCGAAAAGCAAACACACGACUCGUCAUUGACUGAAUAGUUCUAUUACUCGCGGUGCUUACGACAGGGAGCAAAAGAGGUACAAGCGUUUAACCGUAUAUUCGUCUCCUUUCUGUUGCAGAUUAUUUCCUUCGUAAUGAACGUAUUGGGCCUUAAAUAAACAUAACAUUGUUAUAUAUAUAUAAAGUAUACAUAAAAAAAAGCAACAUAAAGUAUAUAUGAAAGAUAUAUAGAAGUAUAUAUAUAUACAUACAUAUAUAUAUACACACAGAUAUAAAAUAUAUUAUAUAUAUAUAUAUAUAUAGAAAGAGAGAGAGAGAGAGUGUGCGUGUGUGAGCGAGUGUGUGCGAGAGUGAGCGUGCGAGAAAAUUAAAACCUGCGAGCGAGAGAGGGAGCGAGUGCGUCUUGUGCGAGUUGUUAGAGUAAGAAACGAUAAUCGCAUGAAAGAGAGACGAGACGACAGGUAAAUAAAAUUGAAUAGGCGAGCGAAAGGAGGUCUGCGUGUGAUAGUAGUGAAAUAUACGAGAGACGAAAGUGCGCGAGAGCGAGCGUAAGGGACGGAGUGAGAGACAGGGAGAGAGAGACAGGGAGAGAGAGAGAGCGAGAGGAAACUGAGAAUAUCGGUUGUUACGAUACAUACAUAAAAAAAAAGUAUAUAUUGUAUUAAUUAAAGUAAAGCAAAAAAAUGUGGUUAAAGGGCCCUGCCAGAACGGUCCACGGACGACGCAUAUGUGCACACACGUAUAUAGUAUACAUAUAUAUAAUAUAUAUAUCUCUAUACAACGGGGGACUGGCGUGUACGGAUGAAUUAUGGUCGGACCCGUCGCAACGCGACAUAGAUACCGGAAUAACAUUUAAACGCAAAAACGGUGCAAAAAAAAAAAAGUGAAUAUAACCCGAUGAAAUAGCGUCGACGAAGGGACUGACACGUCCAACUUCGCGAGUAGUGGUUCGCAUAGUUCCCUCUGAGCUACUUUAGACUGUAUAUGUAUAAAAACACACAAAAACACACAUACACAUUCACACACGUACAUACGAGGAAAUACAUUGUGUACACAUAUUAAAAGGGCGACAAAAAAAAAAAAGAAAAACUAGCACGUGCCACGACGGGACGACCACGAUUCGACGGUCCCCGCGCGCUUAAAAUGGAAUUUAAGAGACUCACCCACCACCGCCACCACCGCCACCAUCAUCCCCUAAGAAAAAAAAACAAAUAAAAAAAAAAUGGCAAAGCACAGCGAGAAAAAAAAGUGAACACAAAAGAAGAAAACGUUAGGGAAACAAAAAGAGAACUCGUACGCCAGGUACGAAACGAAACAAGUGAAAACGAAAAGAUAAACCGAAUUUUUGUCCCUGGACCGGGGUCUGGCCGGCUCACGGAGGCAACACGUGAAAAUGAACACUGGCACACGGAUACACACACACGAUAUACACACACCCGCAGCGAGACUAAACGACUAACGAUACUUUUACAUACACGAGCCUGCGCGAGCGCGUAGUUAGAGGUUUAAUCGAGGGUAACAAUUAUGUGCGCAUUAUAAACGUUUUGGUACUGUACGGCACUGUAUGACGCGUCUCUUUAUACGUAAACCACGUACUUCUUAACUAAAUAAUAAUAUCCAUCGCCCGCGGUGAAAAUAAAAAGCCUCUCGAAGCGUUUUUUACGCACCGUUACCGGCUUUCCUCGCUUUCGUCGGCCGGAUGCUGAUGAGCCGAUCAUCUACGCGUAUAGGACGGGCCUACGCCAAUGCGAUCUUCGACGAUAUAAAUCGAUUCGAUACUGCGAACGCUCCUUACACGAAUUGUUUCACUCUUUUCAUUUUCGAUGCGUUGCUUUGCUGUAGAAUUUUGAUUUAAUUGGAAAUAAAUUAAUGAUAGAGUUUUUAAAUGAUAAAUCUGAUCGUUGUAAUACAGUAAUAGCUACAAAUGGAUUCUAUUUAACUCAUCUAUCGCUCGAAGAAUAUUCAUUGAAAAUUUUCUUUCAAAUUAAAAUGAUUUAUUGAAAUUGCCUUCAUGUUUAAAUAAAUAGUGCCUGUUUCAUUAAGAAAUUAAGGAAAUAGUUUCCGAAAUGCUGGUCAAAAGUGAUUGAAAAUUAUUUAGGUAAAGACAUAUUUAACAUUAUACGAGGAUCUCGUCGUUUUGAUAAUAAUAAAAUUCUAAUUAAAUGUCUGUAGCCCGUUGGAUGAAUUUCAAUAAUGUACUCGCUGGUUCUCAUCUGAAUUAGAUUUAUAUUUACCACUUUCGCGAUACAUUAAUUGUGAAAAGCAAAGGAUGCUGUAGUUAAUUCCAAAAUUAAUUAAAAAUGUAGCAUAGCAGUGCCCAACAAAUUUUUUCGAAUGCAUACAGCACACUUUUAGAUCUACACUGUGUUUCUAAGCAGUCAACGCAUCGAAUUGACUAAUUAUGGGAUUAAUACUCGAUCAUCGUAUUCGAAGACACCAGAUUUAAUCGUUUGCGCUAUCGUUCCGUACCCCGGUUCCAUUUUCCUCUACAACUAAGGAGAUUCUAGCAACGUAAACAUUAAUCUAGAAAAUACUGUACUCGCUUAUUACCAAGUGUCGUCUAAGCCCUCUCUGUAAUCAUCGCGUGAGCUUCAUAAAAUGAACUCGAGAGGAACUAGAAAUUCUAUAAACAACACUAACGGCGCAAAGAAUUAAAUCUACCCCAAGAAAUCACUUCUCAAAAUACUAAUCCCUUUUCAAGGAGUGAAACAGAGCGUUUCGUUGGAAAAACACUUUCCUCGCUGCGAAGGACUACUCGAACAGAGAUGAGCACAAAAUUUAUAUCUAGAAUAAAUCACAAAUACCAACCAACUUGUUACUCUCAAAAGAAAACUCAGAGCUAUAGAUUGAAAUAAUUGCAAUACUGAAAUAAUCUACCCCUUCGGAAAUAAUAAAUCGCUCCAACUUAGUUUCAUUCCUUGUACCAUUUAUUUCCAUAAAAUUUUGCUUAUCUCUAAAGUGAAUGGGAAGCUCUCAGCGACGAAUUUCGUCGAAAAUCGCGUCGGUUGGCUCCUCGAACCGUGAGAAGACACUUCGUGGAUUCCGAUCAACGUCAUGACGAUCAACGACCAAUAGUUUCCCCUUUCGAGAGACGUCGUUUGUCGCGGCCGCGUGUUUCACUUCGCUGUUAAGUCCGUUUUUUGUACGCGAUCAACGAUUCCACGGUUAAACACAUUAGUUAGUUGCGUAGGGCUCGCCCGGUUCUAGCGCGAGACGAACCGAGGCGGACCGACCGAUAUUGUUGGCGAUUUAUCGUUAGACGCUUAGAGUACGAAAGUGAUUCGGGGGCGGCGCGUUGUUUUUAGGGGAGGAAUUCCCGGCGUUUUCGACUUUCUAUAUGGAUUACGAGUUUCUAGCUCCGUUUGCUCCGAGGAUCGCUCUCUCGAUACACGGGGAAGCCCUGUUUUUUCGUCGCAGAUUCCCCGUGGGUGUUGGUUUGCGUCGCGACGUUCUUCGCGGCUCGAUCCGUUCCGUGCCCGUCGAGAUCCGGAUUGUACGAACUGUCGUGUCGAUUGGCGGGAGAAGGUAUAGUUGAAUACAGACUUUCAUCAAUUUCAAACGAAUAUAAUCGACUAAACGAUACAGAAGAACCUGAGGCUAAAUCUGGACAAAUCCGUCGGAGUUGUUGGGUAUUCGAAAAUUUGACUCCGCGGAUGAUAGACACGUCAAUUGGUAAUUCACGAACACGGUGAUAAAUACGGAUCGAUUAUCCACGCGAUAAAGAUCAAUGAAAUUUCCCGCGUUGUACGAGGCAACGCGUGCCACCUAUUCAACUAUACCGUUCCCUCUGCGCGCGCUCGAACGCCAGCUCUCGAGAACGUCGAUUUAGCCGAGUUUUAACGCUAAGUUCGAGUUUUCUGUAGCGCACCGCGAGCUUGGCCGAUACUUUACAGUAAAGUGUCCUCCCACGAUUUUUAGCGCAGCUUAGCAGACCGCGUAGCGUGACCGUAGCCGAUAGAAACGUACAAACGUUUUUUAGAUAAGUUUUCACCGUAAAGUAUCGUCCGCGGCUCGAACGAGAAAAAGAACUCUUAUUCUCUUCUCUUAUUGUAAUUUAGCGUGACGCUUGAUCCCUGAAGCGGGAGCCGAUCGAUCCACGGUACUAUCGACUAUUUUUUUUACACAUACCAGAGGGACGGGGGAAGGAGGAUUCGUCUCGCGUGUAGCAUCGAAUGUUUCUAUCGCUGGUCGCGUUAUCGUCGACGAUCCUUGGACGUGUUGUCGCUUCAGGGAUUUCAGUUUUUAAUCAUCACUUCUAAUCCAUCGAAGGAGUCGAGCGACGUAUCGAGAAGAACCGGGAGGGAGGGGGAGCACAGGGGAGAGAUACGAGGGGAGGAAAUAGCGUAGACGAACGAUUAGCGUCGAGAAAAAUAUUUUUCUCGACGCGAGGGGUGAGGGCUGGAGCGAGAGAGAGAACUUGGGGGUGAAAAUGACGAAUAAGCGAGCGAGAGGGUUGCGGGUAUAUCGCAUAAGGGUGGAUUGGGGGUAGAAAGAAGGGAAAAAUGGGACAAGAAGAGGGCUCGACGAGAGCGAUGGCGAAUCCGUCACGGUGCGCCGACUGACACGUUUUCGGACGGUUUAAAUAAUACUUAUAGCGAAAUUAAGAAAUGCAUAUUAUUCUGCCGAUUAACGAGUAAGUGCGUAGAAUUCGUUUAACUGUAGAUAAAACACGUACACAGUCACGUACGCGCGAGUGCAAGAUACAUUACCACCUGUAAUCGUUCACCCACCAACCACCCACCCAUGUGUACACUGCGUACAAACACACGUACACACAUACGACACGCAUACACACACAGGAACACCGAACACAAUUACACGAUUACACGUCGAAGAUAACCGAGGGGACGGUUAAGAGAAACAAGAAAAAAAAAUAAUAACAAAAAAAAAGUAAGAAAAAAACGAAACGAAUGGAGGAGAGAAAGUGAUGGGAGAGAAAGUGAGAGAGUUAAAGAAAUAAAAAUGCAAAACAGACACACACACAAAGGCGCAACACGUACACGCGCACGCACGUUGCAAUUAGACGUUAUUAUCGCAAUUUGGAGUUAAAUUUUAUAAUAUAUAAUAUAUAAAAAUAUAUAUAUAAUAAAUAAAAGUUGACGGAUAAUAUAGUUAUAUUAAAUAUCGAUUAAAAAAAAAAAAAAGUAAUAAUAAAAGUGUGGGAGCGUAUCUUUUUUAGGGUGGCGCGACACACGCGCUAUCGACACUCUCCCUAUCCUCGAUCCUUCGACAUUCUCGAUCCCUCUUUCGGGAAUUUCGUAUUUUUUGUCGAUCCACCAACACAUUUCAUGACAUUUUUAUCUUUCUCGAGAACUGAUGUCACCACGGAAAUGAAAGUUAUGGAAAGUUAUGGUCAAGAUUUAUUUAAUUUCCAAUGCAUGGACUCCAAUUUAUUAUACAACUCUCAUUAAUUUCUCCCGUUUUCUCCUAUUCAGUAUUUAUCAGUAUUUACACCAGAGUUUUCCGAUGAAUAGAUUGUUCAGAUCAAUUUUAAAUACAUAAGCGACAAUAAAUCAUUUAUUGGAAAUAUUUUACGCGAGGCACGUAGCAUAUGUUUAAACAUUUUUGACUGAUGGCUUUGACAAAAAACUGUUGUUAUCAUACAACGUAUUAGACCGUAAAAUUCCUAUUGAAUCUAAACAAUAAAAACUUUAUGAAUAUGUAAGAUAUAAAUAUUACUUUGAUAUUUCGAGACAGGUGUGGGGGUGGCAUCAAUCAGUGUUACAAAAUAUUUAAAAAUAUCUUACUAGUAAAUUGAAUUGUCAAAUUUAUCGCUCAUUCCAGCAAACAUUUUAUUCAAUACCUUUGAAAUCAAUUGUACGAAAUGCAAUAUUCGGAAGACUGCCACAACGUAAAUCUAUCGUUACCUCAUUCUAUCUAAUUUUCAUAAUUUACUCGUUUAAAAAACACCGACAAUGUUCAUUUCAAACUUCAAUCACACAUCAUAUGCGAAUGAUUUACUGUACACAACAGUAGAAUCUAGUAUUACACUAAUAGAGCAUACAAUAUUUAUUAGACAUUAUAUUCACGUUCCAAUAACACUUCACAAUAAUUAGAUGAACUAUGUAGACCUCUGACCAAGAGAAAAUAUUCGAAGCUAAGUCAUUUGGUUGAUUAUGUAAUAAACAUGACAAUUUUAAAUGGUCUGAAACUAACAUAAUGAUGAAAUGUUUAUCUAGUUUGGGAACUUCUUAAAAUUUUAUUGCCAUUUAUAAAUACGUUUAUUCAUGUUGUACAAAUAUAUGAAAUAGUAAUUACUAUU